This is a messenger RNA of Monodelphis domestica (gray short-tailed opossum), 8455 nucleotides long. RefSeq names its product protocadherin 1 (gene PCDH1). Gene Ontology annotation, molecular function: calcium ion binding. Lineage: Eukaryota; Metazoa; Chordata; Mammalia; Didelphimorphia; Didelphidae. Gene Ontology annotation, biological process: homophilic cell-cell adhesion. The record is from RefSeq and is a predicted model, not a curated record. Gene Ontology annotation, cellular component: plasma membrane.
GAACGAGGGAGGGAACGAGAGAAGAAGGGAGGGAGGGAGAGAGGGGGCGGGCCGGGCUGCGAGCUCCGCUCCGUUCGUUCCGCCGCCACCGUUGCCGCCUCACACACUCCAGGAGCCGAAGCUCGGCGCGGACGCGGAGCAGCCCGGGGCUGGUGCGCCUGGAGCUCGAGCCCAGUCCGCCUGAGCCGGAGCCGGAGCCCUAGCCCCGCCUGGAGCCGGCUCAUGGACAGCGGAGCCGGGAGCCGGCGCUGCCUCAAGGCGGCCCUCCCGACCCCGCUGCCUGCCAGGAUGGGGCCCCCACGGUCUAGCCUCGGCUCCUGGUGGAGGCUGUUGCUACCCCCCCUACUCCUGGCCCUACUGCUUGCACCUUCUCCAGGAGCUGCCACGAGGGUGGUGUAUAAGGUACAGGAGGAACAGCCACCCAACACACUCAUUGGGAGCCUGGCUGCCGACUACGGCUUUCCUGAUGUGGGACACCUGUAUAAGUUGGAAGUGGGUGCUCCAUAUCUUCGAGUGGAUGGCAAGACAGGCGACAUCUUCACUACAGAGACCUCCAUUGACCGAGAGGGACUUCGUGAAUGCCAGAAUCAGCUGCCCGGUGAGCCCUGCAUCCUAGAAUUUGAGGUGUCGAUCACAGACCUGGUUCAGAAUGGCAGCCCCCGACUCCUAGAGGGCCAGAUUGAAGUGCAGGACAUCAAUGACAACACACCCAACUUUGCCUCCCCGGUCAUCACACUGAUGAUUCCAGAGAACACCAUGGUGGGUGCCCUCUUUCCCAUCCCUUUGGCUUCUGACCGUGAUGCUGGCCCCAAUGGUGUAGCGUCCUAUGAGCUACAGGCAGGACCUGAGGCCCAGGAGCUCUUUGGUUUGCAAGUGGCUGAGGACCAAGAGGAGAAGCAGCCACAGCUCAUUGUCAUGGGCCACCUGGAUCGAGAACGCUGGGACUCUUAUGACCUGACUAUCAAGGUUCAAGAUGGGGGAAGCCCACCUCGGGCCAGCAGUGCCCUGCUCCGGGUCACUGUUCUGGACACCAAUGACAACGCACCCAAGUUUGAACGGCCUUCGUAUGAGGCAGAACUGUCUGAGAACAGCCCUGUGGGUCACUCUGUUAUCCAGGUGAAGGCCAACGACUCUGACCAGGGUGUAAAUGCAGAAAUAGACUACACGUUCCACCAGGCUCCCGAGGUUGUGCGACGGCUGCUUCGGCUGGACCGAGCCACGGGGUUGAUCACGGUCCAAGGCCCCAUAGACCGUGAGGAUGUGAGCGUCCUUCGCUUCUUUGUGAUGGCUAAGGAUCGAACGGCGAACCCCAAAAGUGCCCGUGCCCAAGUGGUGGUGACAGUGAAGGACAUGAAUGACAACGCCCCGUCCAUCGAGAUUCGGGGCAUCGGGCUGGUCACGCACCAGGAUGGCAUGGCCAACAUAUCGGAAGACGUGCCAGAGGAGACGGCAGUGGCCCUGGUGCAGGUGUCCGAUCGUGACGAGGGGGAGAAUGCGGUCGUCAUGUGUGUGGUGGCGGGUGAUGUCCCGUUCCAGCUGCGCCAGGCCAGCGAGACUGGAAGUGACAGCAAGAAGAAGUACUUCCUUCAGACCACCACGCCACUUGAUUACGAAAAGGUCAAGGACUACACCAUCCAGAUUGUGGCUGUGGACUCUGGCAACCCUCCCCUCUCCAGCACCAACUCCCUCAAGGUGCAGGUGAUUGACGUGAAUGACAAUGCCCCUGUCUUUACCCAGAGCCUCACUGAGGUUGCCUUCCCCGAGAAUAAUAAGCCUGGGGACCUGGUCACCGAGGUCAGUGCCAGUGAUGCUGACUCUGGCUCCAAUGCCCAGCUGGUCUACUCCCUGGAGCCCGAGCCAGCUGCCAAGGGCCUCUUCACUAUCUCCCCUGAGACGGGUGAGAUCUGGGUGAAGACGUCCCUUGAUCGAGAACAAAGGGAUAGCUAUGAGCUGAAGGUGGUGGCAGCCGACCAGGGCAACCCCAGCCUUCAGGGCACAGCCACAGUCCUCGUCAAUGUGUUGGAUUGUAAUGACAAUGACCCCAAGUUCAUGUUGAGUGGCUACAACUUCUCUGUGAUGGAGAACAUGCCGGCCCUAAGCCCUGUAGGCAUGGUGACUGUCAUUGAUGGGGACAAGGGUGAAAAUGCCCGUGUGCAGCUCACAGUCGAGCAAGACAAUGGUGACUUUGUCAUCCAGAACGGCACUGGUACCAUUCUCUCCAGUCUGAGCUUUGAUCGAGAGCAGAAAAGCACCUACACUUUCCAAUUAAAAGCGGUGGAUGGGGGUGUACCGCCCCGCUCAGCCUAUGUUGGGGUCACCAUCAACGUGCUAGAUGAAAAUGACAAUCCACCCUUUGUCACCGCCCCCUCCAACACCUCCCACAGACUGCUGACUCCUCAGACCCGGCCUGGUGAGACAGUUAGCCAGGUCACCGCCGAGGACAUUGACUCAGGCAUCAAUGCAGAGUUGGCCUACAUCAUUGCGGGUGGCAACCCUUACGGGCUGUUCCAGAUUGGGCAACAGUCUGGUGCCAUCACUCUGGAAAAGGAAAUUGAACGGCGUCAUCAUGGGCUCCACAGAUUGGUGGUGAAGGUCAGUGACCGUGGCAAGCCCUCUCGCCACGGCACUGCCCUGGUCCAUCUCUACGUCAAUGACACUAUAGCCAACCGAACCUUGUUGGAGAACUUGCUUGGCCAUAGCCUGGACACACCACUGGAUAUUGACAUAGCUGGUGAUCCAGAGUAUGAGCGCUCGAAGCAACGGGGCAACAUCCUGUUUGGUGUAGUGGCUGGUGUGGUAGCUGUGGCCUUGCUCAUUGCCUUGGCGGUGCUGGUGCGUUAUUGCCGCCAGCGGGAGGCAAAGAGUGGCUAUCAGGCUGGCAAGAAGGAGACCAAGGAUCUGUAUGCUCCCAAGCCAGGGGGCAAAGGAACCAAAGGUCCCAAGAGCAAGGGCAGAAAGAGCAAAUCACCCAAACCUGUGAAGCCUGUAGAAGAUGAAGAUGAUACUGGACUGCAGAAAUCUCUCAAAUUCAACCUGAUGAGCGAUGCCCCUGGCGAUAGUCCCCGCAUCCACCUGCCUCUCAACUACCCACCAGGCAGCCCAGAUUUGGGACGGCACUAUCGUUCCAAUUCGCCAUUGCCCUCCAUCCAACUACAGCCACAGUCUCCUUCGGCCUCCAAGAAGCACCAAGUGGUGCAAGAUUUGCCUCCUGCCAACACAUUCGUGGGCACUGGGGACACCACGUCCACGGGCUCGGAGCAGUAUUCAGACUACAGCUACCGUACCAACCCCCCCAAAUACCCCAGCAAGCAGUUACCUCACCGCCGUGUCACCUUUUCGGCGACUAGUCAGGCCCAGGAGCUGCAGGACCCAUCCCAGCAUAGUUACUAUGACAGUGGACUGGAGGAGUCAGAGACACCAUCCAGCAAGUCAUCCUCUGGCCCCCGGCUUGGGCCCCUAGCACUUCCUGAGGACCACUAUGAACGCACUACCCCUGAUGGCAGCAUAGGAGAGAUGGAGCAUCCUGAGAAUGACCUUCGACCCUUGCCCGAUGUAGCCAUGACGGGCACAUGCACGCGGGAGUGCAGCGAGUUUGGCCACUCGGACACAUGCUGGAUGCCUGGCCAGUCCUCCCCAAGCCGACGGUCUAAGAGCAGCGCCCUCAAACUCUCCACCUUCGUGCCUUACCAGGACCGAGGCGGGCAGGAGCCCGCAGGCGCCGGCAGCCCUAGCCCCCCGGAAGAAUGCAACACCAAAAUGGCCCCCGUCCGCCUGCUGCCCUCGUACAGUGCCUUCUCCAACAGUAGCCAUGAUUCCUGCAAGGACUCUACCUUGGAGGAGAUCCCUCUCACCCAGACCUCGGACUUCCCACCCGCGGCCACCCCCUCUGCCCAGACGGCCAAGCGUGAAAUCUACCUGUGAGCCCCAAGAGAGCCCCAGCCCACCUCCAGCCCCAGCCGGCCGGUAUCCCUCACCUGCCAAGAGGGUACCCAGGUAUCCCUAUCCCCGUCGGUCAGUCCUUGGGGUGAGCUGAUCCCAGGGUCCCUAACUCCCUACAUGUCAUCUCUCUUCCCUCUCCAGCCCUAGGCAUCCCCACACAGGUCCAGUCCCCACAGCCUGGGAAACCCAUUGCCCCGAAUGGGGACCAGGCCUUGGAUCCUCCAUGUUCCGCACCUCACCCGCAUCCCUCUCUCCCCGGGCUGCCCACCUUGGGGAGCAGAAGCAACUGCAGAGCUGGGGUCCUGGCUGGGUCGCUUUCCAGUGACUUAAAUUCCCUCCCCCAAACUUCCAGGGGACUUACCCCAUCACUUCCAGGGGGGAAGGGAAGCCAAGGGCCACAUACCCUUAACAAAUCCAUUAUCUCCUUGGUGGCUGGUAGGGUGGGGGAAAGUCAGGGCAUCACCAUCAGAGCUCUGAUAUCAGGGUAGGGGGUACCCCCUCUCUGGGAAUUUCCACAAGAGGGGACACUUGGGGGGAAUAGGGCCUGGGAAGUGGGGGGGCCUCAAAGGGCUUUAGUUACCAAAGGUGGGGUUGGGGGGGUGGGCAAUGGAAAUGGUGGGAGGGCUCCCUCUCUCAUGCAGCCCUUAGGCUGCCUGCCUGCCCCAUUCCCUCCUCCCAGCCCUACCCCCCAUUCCCAUCCCUGCUGGUCAUGCAGCAUCUGUACAUAUGGACCUUGGACCUUGGAAUGAUGUUCCCAUUUCUGCCUGAUUUGCAACUUUUCUUGUUGUUGUUGUCUUUGGUCUAGGAACCCCCUGGGGGUGGGGGGCCUGCCUGUUGCCCCCCCCCUCCCCAGCCGCAGUGCCCCUCCUCUCCCUGGCCCUAUUGUUCCAUGUUGUAAAUACUCCUGGGGCCAUGGGGGAUGAGGGUGGAGCUGGAAAGGGAGGGGGAGGGGAAGGGGAGGGGGGGGGACACACUGGCCUAUCAGCAGAGCUGGGCUUUUAUUUAAUUUUUUUUAAUACAAAUCUCUAUUUUUUUGGAACUGUUGCGCUGUGCCCUGGAAGGGGGGUGGGUGGGCGGAGGCAGCUGAGGUUGUCCCCCACACCCUCUGCUUCCAGAUAGGUGUCACUUGAGGAGUCCCCUAGCCUGGGAGGGUGGGGACAGCUGGAAGGUGAGAGGUGGGGGGAGGGGGUGCAGAUAACCUAGUUAGGCAGUUUGGGGUAAGGAAAGGUUUGCUCAGGGGUGGGGGAAGGGCUGAUCCUGGGCUGCCCACUGUCCCCAGCUUGGAGGGGAAGGUUCCAUGCCCUAUUUCCACUCCCCCUCCCCCUCCAAAAAAAACAAAGCCCCUGCCAUGACUCUAACCUAUCAGCCUGUAAAACCAUCAUUGCCUUUGAUCUCAGGGGGCUGAAAGAGCUGCCUGAGUCCCAGGGCUCCCCUUCCCCUUCUUGCUGGGCUCCCUGGGCUCCCCUUUGCCAUGGUCACAGGACAGCCUCGGAAAAUGGGGUGGGGAUGGAGCAACCUAAACAGCCAUGGCAGUUGCCCCUCUGCCACUCUAGGUGGGCUGGGCUAGGAGGGAGCUCUCUCCAGAACCCAUUUUCCAUUAUCAACGUAAGGAGGCCCUUUGCUCUUUUUCCCUCCACAGAACCCUUUUCCAGUUUCCUCUUCAUCCCCUCCCUACUUUAGCCCAGCCUGCCAUACCCCUAUUCCCCAGGGGCCUAGGUUGGGGGGGUGCGAUGAAAACUCAGGGUGGGGACCCUGGACUUAGCUUGGCCAUGGGCUUGGGACUCAAGGGAUGCAUUUUGUGGAAGAGGUAUGGGCUGCAGGAUGGUCCUGUGCCUUUGGGGGCCGUGCUGCUAGGGCUGGGACCGAAUUCCCAUUGCAUGCCUUGCCCAUUCCUCCCUCCAUAGAAGCUCACCCUAGUAAAAGCCAAAAGGCUGAGGAUCUGCCCUGCUCUCUGCUCCUCACCCUCAAGUGUCCAUCACUCAUCUUGGGUAAUGGUGAUGGGGAAAGAGGGCUCUCUCCUUGUCCUUUAAGGCUGGGGAGAGGCAGGUGGAGUUACCCCUUGCAAACACACUUCUCAGGAGGACAGGGUAGAGGGUUGAAAGUGGGUAGAGCUCAACUGAAUAGUUAGCUAUGGGGUCAGUCUAUUCCUUCAGGCUUAUGACUUAGGGCCCAAUGGGUGGGAUAGGGAAGAGGGAGAGAAAGAUUGAGGGGUCUACCCCUUCCCUUCUCCUUGCACAGCCGGGCAGGUGCAAUAGUGGAUGUCAGAGUGAAGGGUGGACGUUCAUAACCUGGGGGGAGAGGAUCCUCCUGGGGAUAGUGGUCUGUGACCUCCAGGGCUCUUAGGGAAUUUGGACCUGGUGGGGUGGAAGAUACAGUUUUAAUCAGAAUGAGCACCUUGGUAGGGGUGAAAAGGAAUGAUAGUCUAGGAGACAUUCAGGCCAGAAUACAGGGGAGACCUCAAAUGAAUCCUAGGGACCCUGCUUCCCCUAUGCAGGAGUCUCUUACUUGAGUCUUAGGAGACCCUGUCUACUGGUUACUUUACCUGUGUCCUAGGGAACCCCUCCUAUUAGGGACCCUGCUUAGGUUCUAAGGAAUCCCUCUAUCAAGGACUCUCUUGAUCUUAGGGAAUCCCUCUUUCCUGGGAACUCUGCUUGUCUUAGGUAAUCCUUCUGAAUUGGGGACUGCCUUGAUCUUAGGGAGCCCCUUUGUAUUGAGAACCCCAUCUUGGUUCUGGGAGUUCCCUUUCUUUGGGUACUUUCCAGUCUUUAGGGCACUGGGUACCCUAUUUGGUCCAGAGAAUCCUCUGGGCAUUGAGGGGAAAAGGAAUAUUUUGCACAAUUGUUAAGCCAGAAAGAAAGGGGUUGGUCCCCCCACCAGGGCAGACAAGCACAGAGUAGGAGCCAUCCUCAUGCAGGGAAGGGGCCAGAACCCCUAGCUCUCUGGUAGGGGAUGGGGCACUAGGUCUGCCACUGCUCUGGGGCAACCUGAGAGGUAAAACCAAAGGUGGGUGGGGUGGGGAGGGGGGUGGGAGCUGAAGGUAGUGCCCUGUGCAGACCUUCAGCAUUGGUCCUUGUUCCAUGGAGCCUCCCCAAUGCCUUGUCUUGUGUACAGAUUUAUGUAGGAACAGGUGGAGUUUGAUCAGAUGAUAAGAAAUGGAGAACCCACCCAAUCUGGCAUGACUUCUUUCCUCACAAGGGAGGGGAGCUGAUGUGUCUCUUCCCUGAGGAUCUCUGAGGCAUGACCUGGGAAUGGUGGUGGGAAGGAGAGAAGAAAGAAAGGUCUUUGGGGGCAUACCACUUCCUCAGAGAUUGUCUCUGGGGGCAUUUCUCCCUGAAGAAUUUUUGGGCUCAUUUCUCCCUCAGGAGGGGAUACUUCACCCCUUUGGGGCCCCUGGGGGCAUGUCUUCUCUUGAAGGGAUGGGAAUCUCAGGCAUGUCUCCUCGGGAAAGGGGAGAACCCUAUGACAAUGCCUCUUCCCUGUAGAAUCUUUGGGCUCGUCUCUUCCUGGGGGGGAGGGUGGCGGUAUGGAUCUCUCCUCCUUGGAAGGUGUGAGAGUCUAUGGGCAUGCCUCUUUGGGGACUGUCUUGAGCAUGUCUCUCCCCUUGAGUGUGUAUGUGGAGCAUGUCUCUCCCCUGGAAGGGGGGGGGGGGGUUCUGGAGAAUGUCUUCCUCUCUCCGAGAAAUCCUCCUGGGAGGGUUCUCUGAGGCACGUUUUCCCCCUAGGCUCCAGGGGGGUACUUUUCUUCCCUAGGGAAUUUCUCUUCCCCCUCUGGGGUGGGUGAGCAGGUGGGCGGACCUAUGGAGCCUCUUUCUUCUGAGUUAUCUCUAAAAAUGUGUCUCUCCCUUAGGGAAUCUCUGAGGAGUAAUUUCCUCUUGGGGUUAGGGAGAGAUGUCUCAGAACGGUGGGGGCGAGAGUAGACCUAGUAUUUGGUCACAAGAUGGUUUCUAAGGGUGGGGGGAGUGUCUCCAUGUGGGGUUUCUCUGGGAAGAGGAGGACUGUGUCACUCCUUGGGGGAUUCUGGAAGGCUGGGGGGAGGGGGUCGUGUCUCUGCCCGUGGGGGGAGGGUUGAGAGGGGAAGGGGAGACUGUGUCUCCCCUUCGGGGUUUAGUGGGGGGGGUGGGGUUUGUCUCUUAACUGAGGCAUCUGGGGAGGGGGUGAACUGGGGCGUGUCUGGACGCCUACACUGGGGUCGUGUUUUAUUGGUCUGUGCCGCUUCCCAUCGCCUCGCUUCCCCGGGAAGGGCCCCUCCUCCCCAAAUCCCAGCCCCAACCCCGGCGCUGCGAGCACAAUCCCGUUGAUUUGUAAUGAUUUCUCUCUACGUCUCUCUGUCUUUCUUUCUCUGCCCCCUUUGCACCACGCACCUCAUCCCCUCAACCCCGCGCCUCGAGCAUGCGCAGGCACCACCCUCUCCUCCUCCCCACUCCGGUUCGGUUCGUUUCCGGUUUGUUUGCUGAGCUGUCAAAGAAGAGACCUGUGUAAUUAUUCCUAAGCUUUACAAUAAAAGUGUGAAAACCGGA